AGUUAGCACUUCCAGCAAGCGUGUGUGCACAACACGUCACGGGUUAAGUUUGUGAUAACCCGAUUCUCAUUUGAAGACCCGAAUCAAAUUUCAAACAAUACAAAAAAAAUCGGAGCAGAUCUCAAACUUUGUUGAUGGCGCAGUAACGCCAAAUUUUCUAAUUUUACUCGCAUUUUUCUGAAUAAAACGACAUUUUACCGUGAACGGAAGAAGUUAACCAGUGGUCAAUGGAGGAGGAGAGAGAGACGGAGGAAAUAACUUCAGAAGGAAUCAAGAAUGAUGAUAAUGGAGGAGGAGGAGGAUGGGGAGGUUGGGGGUUUUCACCAUUGUCGUAUCUGGCUGAUCUUCAGAAAGCUGCUGCGGCUGCUGCUAAAGAGAUCUCUCGCAGUGCUGCUGCUGCUGAUGAGGGUGCUGCUAAGAGCUUUGCAAACAUACAAGAAGAUGCUGAAGAGCAACCUUCAAAUACAGAAGACAAAACUAAAGAUUCUGGUCCUGAAGAAGAUGGUUAUGAGAAGGAGAAGCUCAUAUCUGCUCUGAAUAAACUUGAGAAUGCUAGUGAAGAUACAUUUCUUAGCCAGAGUUUGAAAGUUAUAGAUGGUUCAGUGGAAAAUUUAGCGUCUGGAGCUUGGAAGGCACUAGGGAAUGCAAUAAAAGGCAGUUCCAACCUUAUUCAGAAGCUUGAGAAUUCAGCUGUCGGCAUAGCUGAUUCUGGCUCUAUUUUAGAGACUGGAAAAGCUAUUACAUUCAAGGGAAUUCAAGUUCUCGAAAAUGUGGGUAAGGAGACAAUGGAUUUGUUAAUCUCUGAGACUGGGUUUGAAGUUGAAAAGAAGUCUGGUGGAGUUGAUAAUCAAAGUUAUGACAACCAGCUGUAUGAGGAAAUGACAUUUGAUCGAUGCUUCUACAUAUAUGGGGGUCCUGAACAAUUAGAGGAAUUGGAGGCUUUAUCAAGCCAUUACACCUUACUAUUUAACAGAAAAAAAGCUAAGUUGUUGCCGGAGGAGAAAUCUUUGUAUGAGGGAAAGGUGAAACAGGUUCAGUUAAUUCUUGAUUUGAACAGUAAAACUGAGAGUACUGCUGUGCAACCAGAUAAAGGAAAGAAAGUCGAAAUUGGGGCUGAAGGAAGUGACAGUGAACUUAAGAACUUACAUGAGUCAAGUCUCAGUAAAGCUGCUGACAUGGCUGCAGGCUUUACAAAUGCCCUAACUGGGUUACCAGCUAAUGACAUUGUCCAAAGGACGACUGGCAGACUGGAAUCUCUACACUCUGAAGGGGUUCAUAGACUGUCAGAGAUUUGCUGUUUCGCUGUGUCUCAAUUUUUAAUGUUGGGGAAAUCCAUGAUAUCUAAUGCAAGCAAGAAUCAACCAGAAGUUCCCGAUGAGAACAUAACUAAAAUUGAAUGGCCUGAGGAUUCUCUUGAAAGAGCUAAAAUUAUCAGAUCCAAGGCUCAAGCAAUGACUGAAAGCAUAGAAGCUGUUUGUAAUAGCUUCAUUACCGGUAUAUCUGAUGUGACUGAAGCUUACUUGGUUGUCAUUAAAAGUGCUACAGCUGAUUCCCACGAAGCUCCUCCAGAGAAAUCAAUCCAAGAGAAAGCGAAAACCUUUAAAGAACAUCUUCGUGCAGAUCAGACUGUUGCUAUGGAUAAAAUUCAGGAUGGCUUACAAUACUUGUGCUUUGUUAUCGUGUCUACUUCCAUGCCUGCUACUCCUUGAAGUUUCCUGCUUUCAUCUGUAAAUAGCUACUUCUCUAUUUUCUUCCGAGUUGUUCUAUGAAGGGAAAUGCCAUGUCUUGGUAUUGGAUAUCUUGUGCUAGUUUUUGGUUGCACUAGAGUUAGGAUGAGUUACACAGAAAUACAGACCAUAAUUACUGACAUCAGCAGAUAAUAUUUAAUGCUAUAUGGGAUUCACGUUUCUUGAUAUUCAAAUUUGAAUGAAAACCUUGGUUCA
Molecule: messenger RNA, 1943 nt
Organism: Amaranthus tricolor (Joseph's coat)
Lineage: Eukaryota; Viridiplantae; Streptophyta; Magnoliopsida; Caryophyllales; Amaranthaceae
Exons: 9
Coding region: 228-1709 (493 amino acids)
Source: RefSeq, a predicted model, not a curated record